Messenger RNA from Bursaphelenchus xylophilus (pine wood nematode), 3436 nucleotides. NCBI's taxonomy places the organism in Eukaryota, Metazoa, Nematoda, Chromadorea, Rhabditida, Aphelenchoididae. The record is from the annotation of a GenBank genome assembly.
AUGUCGCAUCUUCAGAAUCUGGAGUUGGAGUUGUUGAGAAGUCAUUUAACGUGCCUUCAACGCACCUCUCAGCUCCUGCUGCAGGUCAGUCUAGAGUUUUGCUGUCGUGGUUCGGCCUGAUUUCUGUCCGACUAAUCGAUUUUUUGUUGCAGGCUUUCCAGCAACGAACCAAUCAGUCGGAUGUGGGCGGCCGAAAGCGGCAAAACGCUACAAUUUCAACAGAUUCUGAGUCUAAAAGAUCCAGACUAAUGUAAGGAUACGUCUUUUGUCUGGAGGAGAGGCUGACAUUCAAUAUUGAAUUUGUGGGGUUGAUUUUUUGGCCGAAUAUUCAAAUUCAUCUAGCGUAGUAUAAGAAGAUCUUCGAUAUGUGUUCUUGGAACUAUUGCUCUAGAGAGAACUUGGUUUAGUGACUAAAGUACUAUUAGUAGGGUCUGAGCGCUGCUAUCGUUUUUGGGUUUGCAAAGAUCUAAUUGAUGUCUUUGCAGACCUGGUGUGGAUAAAGGCACUCAGACCGAUGAGGAGAACCCAUUGCCUCUUGAGGUAUUCAAUAUUGUAUUCCGCUUUUUGAACCGCGAUGACUUGGAUCGGUGCCGACUUGUGAGCAAGUCCUGGAAUGCGCUGAUCCAACGAAAUCCGGCCCUCUUCCCGCGACGUCCCAUUAAUCUGUUGAAGUUGGUCUGCAAAGAUAAUAUCGCCCACCUCUCCGCCACCUCCGGCCACAAACGCAAAGAAUUCUCUUUUCCCAAGGAGGAGAUGGAAGGAGGGUAAGAUAUCUUCAUGUAAAAUAUAAGACAUCAUCAUUUACAUAUGCAUAUAUGGUUCAUAUUUUUAGUCCACAACUCUAUCAAACUCUUAGUCGACUUCUCAAAAACACUUCCGUCAAGCGAUGGGUUGUUCUGAAUGUGAAUUUGAGCAAUGAAAUCGUGGAGAAACUCCACAAAUCGUUGACGGCGAUCAAUCUAGAAGUGGUCAGGGUUGAAUUCCUGGCCAUGAAUCUGGCCAAUGUCUCUGAUGUCGCAUUCCACAAGCUGAUUGGAAAGACGAUUCCAGCCAGUCAAUACUUUUUGGAGGCCGUCAGAGGGGCUCGACCAGAACAUUUCGACAGAAGAUUAAUGGAACAAGAGAGCAUUAUGAGGGCUGACGACUUCACCAUCUAUGAUGUUGAGAGUAACACAGAUGUGGACAUGACUUUGGAGAUUGAGGAUGACAUUAUUUUGAAGCAUAUCUUUGGAAAUGCAGAUCUCCCGAGCAGAAAUAGUCUUUAUAUCGACAGUCCCAAUGUGUCCAAUACAUUUGUGAAGGAGGUUCUGAAUGUAAGGCGGUAUUAAUUAUAAGCAUUGUAAUUUUAAUAAAUCAAGGUUUACGGGUAUAAUUUUCAGCGCUUCGUUAUGUCUCAGAAUAUGGAAUGUAUGGUAAAUCAUGUUGAGAUUGCCCAUUGCCGAGAUCAAACUAUCAACGAUUAUUACCGAGGAGAUAUCAUCAAGGAAUAUGAACACAGCAUCCAAGUGGAGUACAGUGCUAGAAACAGAAAGACCAACCGACUUCUGGAGGUACGGAUAUCAAGAACUUCAGAAUCCGACCAGUUCUGCCAUGUUACCAUGAAUACUCUCAGUGAAGUUAUUUGAUGUCAUCUACAAUUCCACGAUGAAGUUUAGUACUGGAUGAAUGGCAUCAGUGGUGGCUACUGACUUUGUCAACUCUGUACAUUUCCUUGUAUACCUCCAAUGACACUGUUUCCAAUUCAGACAUAUUUUCAUCAUACUAUUGUAUUUUGUAUUAAAGAGUGUUGUACAUUUUUUUGUUGUUUAUACAAGUAAACCAGAAAAUCCUAUUUGAUGGAAUCUAAAGCAUUUAUCAGGUAUCGACAUCUUCGUUUUACAGUCACAACACGAUGUUAGUAACAGAAUUUGGCGGCGGCCAAGAAGAAGAUUGCGUUUGACCCGCGACAUCUAACUCUGUCGCCUUUCGUAUCUGCAAUGUGCUUUUCGUAUCUGCAAACCAAACACCCGUUUACCAUUUGGCAUUUUGUUUCAUUGCGCGUCUCACCACGAACCAAAGAAAAAUAAUUUUGGACGCGCGCACUUGUCCCGAAGAAGAUUUUAGAUAUCCUAACAUUCGUUUUGGCAAUGUUUGCCGGGGGAUAAGGUUUCUGGAGAAUUUAAAUUAACCCCUUUGCUUUGCAUUCUUAAAGAGUUUUCUUGUUUUGCGCUUUAUUCGGAAGCCUAGGAUGUUUUAUUCCGUUUUGUUGGGCGAUGAUUCAGCUGGGAAAGUGGCUCUCUACGGCCACUUUUCUUUGACUAGUGGCCAAAUCUGGGGUGUGUAUAGUCUUUGGUUUGCCGAAUCUUUCGUUCGUUGCUGAUUAUUCAGCUGGAUUUUUUCUAUUUUUGAACUAGUAGAUUUUAGGUGAAUAUGACCAAAGACGAAGAGAGUCCAGUUCGUGAUGAAGAUCGUAAGGAUGUUUGCCGUGACUUCUUGAACAAGGUCUGUAACCGAGGAACUCGCUGCAAAUUCUACCAUCCACCCAGUACCGAUGGAAGUGCACCGCGAGAGCGAACUCAGGACGAUUUUCAAUUUUGUAUUGAUUAUCAGGUUAGUUAUCAUCCUUUUGUCUUUUUGUGUCUAGGUCAUGAUAAGUAAAUGGAGAAAUGCGCAGGGAGCUAGUUGCUGCAUAAAGUUGAUGGCAUUUCUGUAUUUUUACCGCUGAACAUAAGCUUAGGAGUUGAGUUGCCUAGUGGCUUCCCCUUUGGCGUCUGUAUGAUCAUAGCGUAGCAUACUUGCUUAUGCAUGCGUGUCCUAACGUUCCCAAUUUUAGAACCAGGGCUGUUUUCGCGCGUCCUGCCGCUUUAUCCAUGCUCCUCAAGAAGAGGUCGAACGCUAUCGGCGGACUGGAGACGUUUCAAACAUCCUGGCCCGCGCUAUCGCCGGUGUUACAAAGGCUGAUAACAUUCAGGGGAUCCCAUUCUGCAAAGAAUUCCAGUCCAACCGCUGCACGCGCGGUCCUCGCUGUCGCUACUGGCAUGUGAAUGUGGAGAUGGAGCGGGAGAUGCGCAACAAUCAACCGCCGGGCUGCAGCGCUCGCCUCGAUUUUCGUCCACCCCAACCGCUGCUCCAACAUCCCGCUGCCCGGCGACGCCCCGCGAUGGAUGACUAUGGCGACGCCAAGCGACGGGCCUUUAUACCCCCAGGGGUUGGGUUUCCGGAUCUGCAAAGAGAAAACGCCGAAUUGAAGCACGAGGUGGAAACGUUGCGACGCGAGCUGCAACGCGAAAAGGACCGUUGCGACGCCCUCCUCGCGACCAUUAGCCAAUCCAGCGCUGCCGUUCAAGCUGCCGCAGUCCAGUCGCCUCAGCCCAAUAACUUCCACGACCCCUAUGCUAUGCAAGCCAAUCGAGCCCAUUACGCCCAGAAAGCUAAUUGGUAUGGCGGCGCCAGUUAA